GAUAAAAUGACAGCGGCACAUUUAGGCAGUCCUCUGCAGAGACUCGCGCACGUCUUCUCGAAUCAGGACACGUGUGUUGACGUAAAUUAUAAUAAUUUCGUGAGGAAAUACCGAGAGAUUUCGUGGGAUUCGCCGGCAGCCACGAGUAUCAUGAGGCAGUGGUUUCAUCAGACCUGCGCGGAAUACGGUUACUAUCAGACGACGAGCUCAGAUAAAUCAGUCUUUGGAACGCUAUUCCCGUUAGAUUAUUACAUCAACCUGUGUCUUGAUUUGUACGGUGAUUAUUAUAGUAAAAAUAUAUUGGAUUCGCGGGUGAAAAGGACAAAUAUAAUGUACGGAGGACAACUGCCGGACUUACAAAACGUCAUUUUCACGAACGGUGAUAUCGAUCCAUGGCAUCCGUUAUCGGUGCUCCAGGAUUUAAACGCUUUCUCACCCGCUAUUCUCAUAAACGGAUCUUCGCACUGUCGCGAUAUGUAUAGCGAUGCACCCACGGACCCGGACGACUUGAAAAAAGCCAGAGCAAAGGUUCGCGACAUAAUUGGCAAAUGGAUUUCCUCAUAAAAGUCCCCGUCAAAUUUCCUACAUAUACGCCCGUUGUCGAUUUUUCAAAAGGAGGACGAAUAAACGAAAUUUUAUUUUUAUUUUGUUGUAUUAAUUGUAAAGCAUUAACAAAAAGUUCUGUACAAUAUUUAAUAUAUAUACGUAGUUUAUAGUGCAAUUUAUAAUAAAUAUACGUCAGUUUUACUUGUGUUGCAUAUUGUUAUAUGUAUAUGUACAUAAUACAAAAAUAAAAUUAUGUCCAAUGCUAUAUUUAAGAUUAAUCUGAAAGUCUGUGCAAUUUCCAAAAUAAAUUUGUAUGUCAUGUAUGUAUGUCCCUUACUGUGCUGCAGAAUUAAAAUGGAAUUACAUAGUCAAGUUACAUAAUCAA
Wasmannia auropunctata (little fire ant) is the source of this 931-nucleotide messenger RNA. RefSeq names its product putative serine protease K12H4.7. The record is from RefSeq and is a predicted model, not a curated record. The annotation marks the transcript as partial. NCBI's taxonomy places the organism in Eukaryota, Metazoa, Arthropoda, Insecta, Hymenoptera, Formicidae. The transcript is spliced from 4 exons. Gene Ontology annotation, biological process: proteolysis. Gene Ontology annotation, molecular function: dipeptidyl-peptidase activity; serine-type exopeptidase activity.